AAACAGUCUAUGACGACCUACAAAACAAAUACCGCCUCUUGUAGCCAUAUUUGAGAAAAUAUGUUUGUGCCCGAUGAGAAUUCACUUUUUUAGAAUUAUUAUUCUAUCAGUUUUCUGACAGAUUCCAGUGAUUGCCUGAAACAUAGACAUUGAAGAUGGGUGAUUGUGAUGACGUUCCUCAGUUGGUAGAUUCUUCAGAUGAGGAAUGCAACGGGCCUACACCCAGUGAAGUCCUUGUUAAUAAAUGGGCCACGAAGCCCGGUGACUGCGAACCUCUGAUAAAGCCGUAUGUACUUGCUCCCUUCUUGUUUGGCUUUGACAGUGACCUGCCCAAACACUGGAUUGCUGCUCUUCAUGACUGCGGAUUGCUGGCUACCAAAAACAGAUCAAAAGAUGUGACGGUAUUAUCAAAAGAAGAGUGGGGAUUGGUGGAUUUUGUGGAUGACGUGUAUGAGCUUGUUGCAGACAUACUGACCAGUCGCAGUAAACUGUUGCCAGAUAUCCUUGAUUUCAUAGACAAAAUUGACGCGAUGUUGCUGAAUGUAAAGAUGCUCAAUGUAAAGAAGACUGUUGAACUUGCUCAAGAAGACGAUGUGCUAAGGGAUAUUGGGAAAGACGUGAUGUCAUCGAAGACAUGUUUCAGGAAGUCGGAGAGUCGGACUUUGUUCUGCCUGAUUUACAUUUUCAAAAACUGUAAGUUAGUGGCAUUGUCAGGAUGCUUGUUAAUAUUCCCAGUGGUGUUGCAAGGAUAAAUAGGUAUACUGUGAUAUUUUAUCAACUCAACGUGGAUUUAUCCAAACGUUCUGCUGGUCCGAACAUUGGCCUCUUCCCAAAAGAAAGUGGCACUAAAAAUUCCAAAUUUCUAUGCUAUAUACAUGUAUUCCCAAUACAUAUAUUUAAUUAUGUCUGUUGUAAUAAAUUAAUUUAACAAUGGUGCACUGCA
This is a messenger RNA of Gigantopelta aegis, 943 nucleotides long. RefSeq lists its product as uncharacterized. The coding region runs from base 156 to 752 and encodes 198 amino acids. NCBI's taxonomy places the organism in Eukaryota, Metazoa, Mollusca, Gastropoda, Neomphalida, Peltospiridae. The transcript is spliced from 6 exons. The record is from RefSeq and is a predicted model, not a curated record.